AUGACGAGGGAGGAGCCCGAGUUGCCGCCGUAUUUCCGGAACAAGGUGGCGUUCAGCUACGGCACCUUCAGACGCUCGCCCGCGGAGAUUGAGGUGCAGUCGAAGAUACAGCACAACCGCGAGACUCCGAUUUUUUUCGAGGUGAUCAGCUUCGACAAUGGUCCCCUGCCCUUCAACUCUAUCGCAUUCCUUCCCCCAGGGGAAACCGCUGUGCUUAAAAUGCAGGAUGUCGCGAUGCACAGAUUUCGAUCGCAAACCGAAACUGCGCUAAGCGAGUCUGAUGUCAAUGUGUUCGCACGAGUGGUUCUGGACGACGGGGGGAGGCGGUAUGUGCCCCUCUGCCUCAUGGAGAUCCCCGACCGAAACUGGCUGACGCUCGUCUACGAGGUGGACGAAAAUGCCGAUGACACAACUUUGCGUGUGGACGGUCUGUUGGUAGCUGGGCGCCUUGAAUGCGUGUCGUACGUGUUGUUGCGGCACCGUGAGGCCUCUGGCGCGUGGACGGUGGCUCCUGAAGAGGAGUGCAUGUAUUACGGCAACAACACUCUAGACGCGCUAAAAUGCCAGGAUGCAGUUGAUUCUGCGGAAGCUGUUUCGCAUAUUGAGCCCCCGCAGCCGGAAUCUGAGACGAAAAACCUGCCGUUAUCCCACCUCAAGCGGUAUACUGAUGCUGCAACGUGCAAGACCCUGUUUGAGCUCCGGGAGGCCUCGAUAGACCCAGGUAGAGAGGAGCAGCUCGUCCAGUAUCUCGUUGGCCAUCUACAGGAGUUUCUCAAAGAGGAUGUAGAUUUGUGCGAAUGUGCGAAUCUCAUGGAUUUGUUCAUGGAAUGCUACAAGCACACCAAGUUUAUAUUUUCAGACAAAAUACCACUGAAUGAAGUUAUCGUCCCCGUCGUCGAGAAGUGCGUUAAGAACCUGUGUUUCGAUGCGGAGAAUUUGUACUUUGGAUUGUUGCAGGUCCUGGUGCGCGACUGCGACGUCGCUCACAGGCUUAUGUUCGAUAUGAACUUCGGCAAACAACUUGUCGGGAAAUUGGUGGCACCGGAAAAUUAUCGCUGGAUUGAGCGCGGGUAUAUGCUCGACCUCUUGGUAGAGAUAGUCUCGCAUGGCAAAUGUAUGCGCAACUUUCUUCAGGGCGAUCCCGGAGGGAAAAUAGACUCGCUGAGCGACACGUUGCUGCUUGGGGCUGCCAAGCUGCGCCGAUUCUCCUUGUUCAACAUGAAAACGCGUAUGGAAGCGCUAGGUCAGCGGGUGGAGCUGUUCCUGGCUCUGUCGCGUGUGGAGCAGCUCUUCCAAAGCCUGGGGCCGAAGCUGCGCGCGGAUGACGACGCCCCAGCAUACGAACACCUAAAUACGCUGCUGCAAAGUUUCAACGAAGCAGUUGAAAUGAUUCAGAUUCACCAUACUGGGAAGGUCAAAAAUAGCAUGCUGCGCGAUAUCCACGAAGUUCGGCAGUAUACUGUGUCGUACCUUUUGGAGACCACAAUGCACAUUGUGUUGACUCAGUUGAUGGGGUCGCUACUUUCCCACUUGCAGCGCUUCCCGGUGGCACCCAUGUAUAUCGAUGUCAUGCUGGAGCGCCCGCUGUGGUUCGUGGCGCAGUACACCAACCUGAUAGACUUCGGAGCCUGCUUGCUGUACAUGACGGACAUUUGCGAUUUCGUCAACGGGAUGGCUCUGAACAACGCGCUUCAAAGCGGCAUGUACGCGAGCUCUCAUGCUAUAUACUGCAAGUCGAGGUGCCAAAGCAUGGCGAUACAGACAAUAGUCCUGAAGAUGGCGUCGGCAUUGCUCGGCAAACGAUCAUGCCCUCAAAUCGUCAGCGCGUUGCAUCGCAUAUGUACGGAGUACCCAUGUGGAUACCGGGUCAUUCCAACAAUUUUGGCGGAGCAGAGCAUGGUCCAGACCGUGCUUCAGAUGACCACGUCGGCCAUAACAGACAUAACGCCAUCGGGGGCUGGCACAGGUGGCCAUAGGGAGAACAUGGAGCUGUGGCAGCUCUUCGAAAUCGUUUGUAAUGCCCUAUUGAAAGACGAAAGCGGGAUGCUGCUCUAUUUCAUGGGAAACCAGCUGCUAACUCCUCUGGGGACGUUCCUUGACAUGUUCGUGCCCGAGGGGGCUCCAGUGGCGGAUCUGGAGUUGCAACCGCUAUGUGACCUGCGUAACAACCUGGUCCGACUCUUUAAGUCAUCGGCAUUGAUGGGCCCUGCAAAAGGUGGACGGCUUUUCGACGAUGUGGAUGUGUACCUGCGGGAUCUGCUGGCCAGCGCUGGAGUGGAGUUGCACCCAAACACGUUGAAGCAAAGCAUGUCAAAGCUUUCACACAUGGACGCAAUGGGUCUGGUGGGUCAAAAACUGAACAACAGUGUGUUCCUGACGGACACCACAUCGUCCAAGACAAUUCCGAGGUCGAUGGUGUCAGAACAGUUAAGCACCGUGUACAGCGUCAGCGCCGAGACCGUUGAAAUGGGCGACGUGCACUGGACGCCAAGUGAGCGUUAUUCGGCAAGGGUCACCGACCUAGGUGUUCCAGCGGAUAAGGCUGGCCAUUACAACUCCUGCAGAUUAUACGUUGCACCACCUGAACGUUUGCCGGAAUUUGUGCAUUACGGUGUCCGACUUCUGAGCUUCGCCAGCACCAUGGAUCAGUAUGUUACCGUGUUCGCAGAUCUGCUGCGACAACGCGAGAACGCGGAAACCUUGCUGAGGUUAUGGGUCCACGCGGUAGCUUCGAUAUCGCCUGAUAUCGACACGGUGUUCAACGUCGAAAUGGGAGCCUUCAAGUCGCUGGUCGGCUACGAGUGGUUCUUUUCAAGCGAAGAUGCGAUACCCCUAGUUACCAACAUCGCACAAGUUGUCUACUCGUCUCUCCAUCACCUGUCGUGCGAUCGGCAUUGCCACGAGGAGACGGAUGAGCACCGCAAGGUGACGGGUGCGCCUGUGCGCUACAUCAACGACGAUAUGCUAACGCUCGUUGUGCUGUCCGUGAACGGUGUCAUGAUUAACCAGAGAUGGGCAUUUGACGGUCGGUUGGGACGCACGUCACGCAAGUGCCUGAAGUGGCUCUGUAAGCUGAUGUCGUACUGGUAUCUGCGUUACGAGAAGUCGCAAGGCUACCUGAUGAACAAGCUGAUGGGCUGGUACACGACGUUGCCGUGCAUGGCUGACGGCGCCGCUUUACUCAUCGCGUCCUGUGGCCCCGUAAUAAAUCCAAAGUGCGAUGUACAGGCGUGUCUACGCGUCCUGGAGGACGAAGAUAACGAGGCGUGGUCUGGAAGACGCAGGACGAGGGUACUGUUCGAAGGUCGCGAAUACACUGUCGCUCUAAGCAGCAGAGAGGUCAAGUUGGGAUGUGACAUUCCGAAUUCCGCGUUUUGGGGGCUCAUUCGUCGGAUAGAAUCUUUAAAGGUACCGGUAUUUGCCGAAUUCAUGUGUGCCGUUGCAACGCGGUGCUACUCCGCCAACCCAUGCACGGUUGUCCUGGCCAGUGAAAUUGCCCACUUCCUAAUUGUGAACGGCGCGCCGGUCAUGGUGUUCCUCUCGGCUGUUGCCGACAGGUGUUUGGAUGAGUGCCUCAAGGCUGGCGCUGACGCAUCCCGUUCCAGCAACGCAUCGGGCAAGGCGUACCGACUGUUGACGUUUUGGUCGCUGGUCGCUAAAGCGCUCGUUUCCAACGAGGAAGCGGGCCCCACCGCUGUAUUCAGGGUGAACAACUGGAUCAUGGAUCUGUUCAGCCGAUACACUAAGGGCUGCAAGGUGAUGACUGAAGGGUGCUGCCGAGUCUUGUUUGAUGGCUACCUGCAUCUGUUCAGCUGUCAUAAUAAGCUUUGGGAGGGUCACCACGCAGCCCUGACCCGUGAUCCGGAAUUCCACAACUACAUGAAGCACAUAAAUGGUGCCGUGUGGUGGAUCUGCAAUACCUUAAACGGGUGCAAGGCCAAGGACGCCGAAACCGUGUCGACCGACGAAGCCUCGCAAAACACGCUCAAAACCGUCGACUUCGUUAGUGACGGUCGCUCAGAUUCCGCGAUCUGCCUGUCGUGGGAGGUUAUUUUGGCAGGGUUUGCUGCACUUAAACACGCUUUCAAAAUCCCGUUUACGGCCCUGAACAUUUUGUACACCGUGCUGUCAGGGCCAAUGGAGCUGAUCGUGCAGAUAAUUAACAAGCAGAUCGAUUCAGAGAUUAUAAAGGUGACUCCAUCUACCACUUUGUGGCUCAACGGUAUCAUACGUCAGCUGUGCGAUACCCUUACACAGCACGGCGGCAGUGAGGAAGCCAACGGCGGGAAGAACUCCAACGCGCCGCUUCAAUUACUCAUCAUGCAGCUAUUACACGACAUCUGCGCGUCUAUACACCAGACAGGACCCGCUCAAGACGUGUUCAUAUGCUCCUUGGUCUACGGUACGACGCACGCCGCGGAUCAUGACAUGCUGAUGACGGAGGAUAAAUCUGGUGAGGGGCCAACGGAGAGCUCCCAACAGCAGGAGGACAUAUAUUCGGAUAUAGUGGAUUCUAGCAAGAGCCGUGUGCCGCGCAAAGUGGUAACGAGUACCUCAUCGCAAAAUGCGGCCAACGGCUCCGUGUUCAAGAACGUUACCGACGCCCUAGAGGCGUUCAGAGACAGGGUGGCGCCGGAGAUUGCACCCGGCGAAUCCCAGAAUGUGCAAGGCAUAUCGCUAUCAUCGCAAAUCGCAAAUGUACUUCUGCUGCUGAACGCGUUCAAAUCGCUGUCAUCCGUGAUAGCGAAGGACGCCAUGGAACGCACGCCGCCCAAGUCGCUCCCGGGAUACAUAUUCCUGAAGGUACCAUCGUAUACCCCACUGUUCCGGCACUCGUUGGGUGACGCGUGGUCAACUGACGGGCGUGGCCCCAGCUCAACGCGCUCCAUUCUGACCCGGGUGGUGCGCAUGACGAAAUGCGAAGACUGGGCCGCCAACACGUGCUUCGUCAACCAAAGCGUACCCAGCCCGCUAUCCACGGAUGAUCGCAGACAGAUGAGGUGGAUGUCACGCUGCUUCAUGUUCAACGGUAGCCCGGAAUCGGUCGAGAUGUGGAAGGCGGUGCGUUAUCUCGCUACCGCCAAGCUACUGUUUGCCGAUGAGAUGAUGCAGUACGCCCCCAUGAAAACCAAGCGAAUGGAACGACCGCUGACAGGCGAAGGAAUGCGCUACAUCCGCAGCGUGAGCACCCGCGCCCCGUCGAAGCACGUGGACGCAUACGAAUCGGAGAAAGCCGGCGUUGCGGCAGACGACGACGGCGCUUUCACGCAGGAGAACAUAGAGAAGGCCGUGGCGCAACUCAACGGUGUGAUCACGUCGCAGACGUGGCUGGACUUCGACAACGACCUGGUGACGAACGGGCUGAACCUGCGCUCGAUACUGGUCAACCCGGGAUUGCUCAAGGACUACUCUGCGCGCGCUACGUUCCUCAAUGCGCUCUCAAGGCACGUACUCAUAAAGGAACUGCUGAUAUCGGAAAAGAAGCGUAUCGCGGACCUUAUUUACAGGGAGAUAGCGCAGCGGGACGUGCGCUGGGUGAACUUCUUCGACCUAGAAGGCCGCAAGGUUGUCUAUCGCAAGUACGCCGGGAUUGUCAUCAGCAUCUACACCGACCGGGAGGACAACACGCUGGCGUACCACGAGCUCAUCCACCUCAUCGUUGAGAUACUCGACGACUUCUACGGCAACGUGCACGAGCUCGACGUCGUGUGCAACUUCAACACGCUGCACAGCCUGCUUAACGAGCUUAUACUGGCCGGCGAACUGCUCGAAACCUCGAAACAGAGUGUGCUGGAGCGGAUGAAGGCCACGUAUAAGUUGAAUUAA
Messenger RNA from Babesia ovata, 5826 nucleotides. Its product is annotated as clathrin-coat assembly protein. The transcript is spliced from 2 exons. NCBI's taxonomy places the organism in Eukaryota, Apicomplexa, Aconoidasida, Piroplasmida, Babesiidae. Bases 1 to 5826 code for a protein of 1941 amino acids. Gene Ontology annotation, biological process: vesicle-mediated transport; protein transport. Gene Ontology annotation, cellular component: intracellular membrane-bounded organelle. The record is from RefSeq and is a predicted model, not a curated record.